AUGCCACAGAAUGGGGUGGGGGUGGCGGACGGUAGCGCAACUCACGCAGCAGGUGGUGAGAAUGAAGGUGUUGAGGUAUCGGACGAGGAGGAGGACGUCAGUUCAGAUUCGGAGGGGGAGAGAGAAGAGAAGCCGAUGGAUGCAGGUGCUGGUGUCCAACAGGCAGUCCCAACAGUACUCCGUGAAGUAUUUGGCGAGGCAUUUAACAGACUCAGCACCUCAGGAACCAACGGAAACAUGCGCUCGGGGGGUGUGGGGUUAUCAAAUCCAACAGCAGCUGAGAGUGGGGGAUUGGGGGAGAGGGGAGGUGUAUCCGAGAGUGGUGGAUUGGGGGAGCGGGGAGGAGCGUCCGAGAGCAAAGCAGGAAGGGGAGGAGCAGGAGGGGGUGGGGCAUGGAGGAGAGGAGCAGCAGAGAGUGGGGCGGGGACGGCAGGAGCAGAGAGUGGGGCGGGAAGGGCAGGAGCAGCUGGGAUCGUGACAGGGAGGGGAGGAGCAGGGAGUGGGACGUGGAGGGGAGGAGCAGCAGGGAGCGGGGCAGGGAGGCCAGGAGCAGAGAGCGGGGCGGGAAGGGCAGGAGCAGCCGAGAUCGUGACAGGGAGGGGAGGAGCAGGGAGUGGGGCGGGGAGGGGAGGAGCAGGGAGUGGGGCGGGGAGGGGAGGAGCAGGGAGUGGGGCGGGGAGGGGAGGAGCAGGGAGUGGGGCGGGGAGGGGAGGAGCAGGGAGCGGGGCCGGGAGGGGAGGAGCAGGGAGCGGGGCCGGGAGGGGAGGAGCAGGGAGCAGUGGGGCGGUGAGGGGGGGAGCAACAGGGAGCGGGGCAGGGAGGGGAGGAGCAUCCGAGAGCGGGGCAGGGAGGGGAGGAGAAUUCGAGAGCGGGGCAGGGAGGGGAGGAGCAUCCGAGAGCGGGGCAGGGAGGGGAAGAGCAUCCGAGAGCGGGACAAGGAGGGGAGGAGCAGCAGGGAGCGGGGCAGGGAGGGGAGGAGCAGCAGGGAGCGGGGUAGGGAGGGGAGGUGCAGCAGGGAGCGGGGCAGGGAGGGGAGGUGCAGCAGCGAGCGGGGGGGGGAAGGGGAGGAGUAGCAGGGAGUGGGGGGGAGAGGGGAGGAGCAGUGAGCGGGGCCGGGAUGGGAGGAGCAGCAGGGAGUGGGGCGGUGAGGGGAGGAGCAGCUGA
Closterium sp. NIES-65 is the source of this 1164-nucleotide messenger RNA. NCBI's taxonomy places the organism in Eukaryota, Viridiplantae, Streptophyta, Zygnematophyceae, Desmidiales, Closteriaceae. The record is from the annotation of a GenBank genome assembly.